Populus trichocarpa (black cottonwood) is the source of this 1702-nucleotide messenger RNA. Its product is annotated as probable galacturonosyltransferase-like 1. The record is from RefSeq and is a predicted model, not a curated record. Bases 253 to 1314 code for a protein of 353 amino acids. The transcript has a single exon. NCBI's taxonomy places the organism in Eukaryota, Viridiplantae, Streptophyta, Magnoliopsida, Malpighiales, Salicaceae. Gene Ontology annotation, cellular component: Golgi apparatus. Gene Ontology annotation, molecular function: glycosyltransferase activity.
AGCUAAAAAACCCCUUCUAAAACCAAUAUGAAAGCAAGCAAGUCCCUCUUAGAAAAUUCUUGACCAAGCUCCCCUGCAGCAGCACAGGCACUAUAUCACCAAGCCAAGAGCAUGUUUUAGCUCUUCAAAAACAAUAAUUAAACUCCAUAGCCAAGAGCUACAUGUCCCAUUCCAUUCCCACCUGCAUAUGAACUCAACACCUAUAAUUUCCCUUUCUCAGCUUCAAAAAAAUCUGAAAAUUGAAAACACAACAUGCUUAUGCCUAGACUGAUCCACAAACUCACACUACUCUUCCUCUUUCUCUCGUUAACCACCGCUACUAUCACUCAGCAAUUCAAAGAAGCCCCCCAGUUUUACAACUCCCCUGAUUGCCAUUCAAUUGAUCAAGAUGGAAUAGACUCCGACUCAGAAUCAGAUGGUGAUAAAACCAUCUUCUGCUCCGAGCACGCCGUCCACGUGGCAAUGACAUUAGACACAGCCUACAUCCGCGGAUCCAUGGCAGCAAUUCUCUCAGUUUUGCAACACACUUCCUGUCCCCAAAACAUAGCUUUCCAUUUCGUCGCCUCUGCCUCAGCGAACACGUCACUCUUACGCGCCACCAUCUCAUCCUCCUUCCCUUACCUCAAUUUCCGUGUCUAUACUUUCGACGAUUCAUCGGUGUCGAGACUCAUCUCUACAUCAAUCCGUUCAGCUCUCGAUUGCCCUCUGAAUUACGCUCGCAGCUACUUAGCCAAUAUCAUACCUCUGUGCGUCCGACGAGUUGUAUACCUUGACUCGGACCUGGUUCUUGUCGAUGACAUUGCCAAGCUAGCAGCUACCCCGCUUGGUGAACAAUCAGUUCUUGCAGCACCUGAAUACUGCAAUGCAAAUUUCACUUCAUAUUUCACUCCGACUUUCUGGUCCAAUCCUUCUUUAUCACUAACAUUCGCGGAUAGAAAACCUUGCUACUUUAACACUGGUGUCAUGGUAAUCGAUCUUGAUCGAUGGAGGGAAGGAGAUUAUACAACAAAGAUUGAAGAAUGGAUGGAACUACAGAAGAGAAUAAGAAUUUACGAGUUGGGUUCACUGCCACCAUUCAUGCUAGUUUUUGCAGGCGAUAUAGUGCCAGUUGAUCAUCGGUGGAAUCAACAUGGGCUUGGUGGGGAUAAUUUCAAAGGACUUUGUAGAGAUUUGCAUCCUGGUCCUGCUAGUCUUUUACAUUGGAGUGGUAAAGGGAAGCCAUGGGCUAGACUUGACGCGAAUCGGCCAUGUCCUUUGGAUGCUCUUUGGGCACCUUAUGAUCUCUUGCAGACUCCAUUUGCCUUGGAUUGUUGAAAAGAUCAUUGAAAGAACGUGAAUCACUACCGUGUUUCAUCAAUUAUGCUCUCAUGGAUUCGAAGAUGUUAGUGCCAGGAGAGAUCUUGAAGAGUUUUAAGAGACAAAAAUCUGAGCAUGUCUCUGACAAAAGGCCAUGUUACUGUGAAUUCAAGAGUGAUUUAGGUAUGUUCUUGUAGAAAUUAUACAGAGGUCUAUACAUUAAACAGAACAGACGUCUCAAUUGUGCAGUAAGAAUAAGGAGGAUAUGCAUCCAGAUUUGCACCCAAAAAAAAAACAGAGAAGGAUUCAUGAAUGUCCCCUCUCGGAUUUGUGAUUAACUGUAAUCAAAUUGUAUAGUGAAAGAGCUGUUUUGGUUGGUUUCAUUAAUCAAUAUUCUGUUUAAUAA